AAACAAGACUGCACUCGCGAUGCUUCCUUGAAGAAAUUACCUUUCUGUGGCAGUAGACAUACCGUAUAGCCCAAUAUCUAAUAGUUAUUAAGUAACUUGGUGCAGUUUGCUCCAGCUCGCUGUCAGAUUUUGCUGCUGCUCCAUGCUCUAACGCAAAGAUGGCGGAAGAGGAGAAGAGUGGUGAGGCUGUGGAAAACAAAGACGAGCUGCAGAUUAUGAAGGAGCUGGUGGAUGAUCUGUAUAAAUUCAGAGAUUGUUAUUUUGAGACUCACAGUGUGGAGGAUGCAGGACGGAAACACAGCGACGUAGCAGAAGAGAUGGCACGGACGCUGAAGCAGCUGGAGGAAAAAGAAGACGCUUUUAAACACAAAGCUGAGUUCUUGCUGCAAAAGGGACGAUGUCUGAACGUGGCUCCAGACUUCAGUGCUGCAGCAGAGGAGUGUCUGUCCCGCGCGGUGAAGCUGCAGCCUGGCCUGGUGGAGGGCUGGAACACGUUAGGGGAGCAGUACUGGAAAAAAGGAGAUCUGAUCGGUGCCAAAAACUGCUUCACUGGUGCCUUACAGCAGAGCAAGAACAAAGUAUCUCUUCGCAACCUGUCCAUGGUGCUGAGGCAGCUGCCCGCGGCUGACAACGACGCUCACGGCAAGCAGGUGCUGGAAAGCGUGGACAUGGCCCGGCAGGCCGUGCAGCUGGACGUGAAGGAUGGGACGUCCUGGUAUAUCCUGGGAAAUGCCUAUGUGUCGCUGUUUUUCACCUGUGGACAGAAUCCACAGCUAUCUCAACAAGCUCUAAGUGCCUACACACAAUCUGAGACGGUGGAUCGAGCUGCCUCUUGUUACCCGGAGCUGCAUUUCAACAGAUCCACGCUGUUCCAGUACGAGGAGAUGUACGGGUCUGCGCUCGCUGGCUACAGUCGAGCGGCCGAGCUCGACCCCGGCUGGAAGGAGCCACCAGAGAGAGAGAAGCAGCUGCUGGAAUAUUUAGAGAAAGUGACCGAACUCCUACAGAACAAGGGGAAGGUGAAAGCCCGCCGGUUACGGACGAUGCUGUCGAACCUCAACACGUCUGCUUUGGGCCCCUGCUCGUCUCCUCAGUUUCGCUCCCCGACAGGCCGCGUGGGCAGCCUGGAACCCCGGACACUCUCCUCCCUGACACACGGCCACAAUGCUGGGGUGGCCGCUCUGGGGAAGGUGGUGUUCAGCCUGGCCUCCGAGGGUCGCAUGGCCUUUACGUUUGGCAUGGUGGACAGUGAGGAGACUUGUAUAGUGGUGAUGGUUUACAACACAGCAGAUAGCUGGGGCGUCCUGAUAGGAGAUUCUGUAGUCAUUCCUGAACCUCAAGUCAAACGACACAGUAUAACCCAUAAAGAUAAGUCCUUUGAUUUUAGAAGUAUACGAGUGGACUCUCCUCUGCUGCUCAUCGUCAACGGCAAGAAGCAGAACGUUAAAAGUCAGAUCGCUGCCUCCGUCAGCUACAAGCCUCAGAGCGAGUGAAGCAGACUGAAAGCCCAAGGACCAAGCUUUCUCGUUUUCUCUCUUUUUGCUGGAUUUUGAAGUAUUUGUAGCAGUUUUAUGCAGUUCUGUAAAUAGGUCACCGUGUUACUUUUUUUUUUUGUGUGUAUUUAUAAACCUUUUUUAUACUCCGUGGGUGUGGAGCUGAACGUGGGUUAUUUGUAAAGGAAAGAACCUGUGAUGUGACAGUUGUGACCUCAGUUUAAAAGGAAAAAAAAGAGAGAAAGAAGAAAAAUAUGUAUAAUUUUUUAAGUGUAUUUUCUUUUUCUUGUAUGUUAAAACUAAAGUUCUCAAAAAAAGACAUUUUAGUUGUCACAUAAGAAGUACCUCCCUUUUUUUUUUCUUUUUAAGUAGUAAUGUAACAAAGCCCUUGGAGAACCUGAUGCACCCACAAAUUGAUGCAACUAGAUUAAAUUCAGCUGUCAUUUUUAACCUUUUUUAAGUUGUGACAUGGCCUGAUGAUCAACUUUCAGCAUGCUGUCUAUCCACUGUAACUCAUCAUGUCUCCACAAACCCGUUUUUAUGGUCUGGCUUGUACUGCUUUGGUUUUGCAGUGAAAAACUCAUUCACAUCACAUCUUCGAUCUCAAUAAAGAACUGAUCACAGCUCAGGUUUAAACCAGAUUUGUUUAAAGCUGAAAAUGAAAAUGAAAGGUUUUCUACA
This is a messenger RNA of Oreochromis niloticus (Nile tilapia), 2174 nucleotides long. It is a transcript of the gene ttc5, whose product is annotated as tetratricopeptide repeat domain 5. Gene Ontology annotation, molecular function: protein binding. Lineage: Eukaryota; Metazoa; Chordata; Actinopteri; Cichliformes; Cichlidae. The transcript has 9 exons. The record is from RefSeq and is a predicted model, not a curated record. The coding region runs from base 159 to 1493 and encodes 444 amino acids.